UGUAUAUGUGUGUAUAUGACUGUGCUGAGAACUACAGGUAUUUCGAAGUAUGAUAUCGGUACGAUUGCGUCACUGGCAUUCGGUUGCUGGUGAGUCAGAGAAAAUCGAGCUCUCUGCUUAGCGACACUGAUUGCUCGUCUCCCAUAGUAAUACCGACGUCCAAUUAGCUAUUCGAUGCCUUCAGAAAUGAAUUUACCUACGAAUAUGUCGUUCAUUUGAUGAAUACCAUCAGCUGUCAUGUGCUGCUUUGUAUUAUAUCUUCAUUUGUUACAUCACGAACGCCUUAGCACAUCCCAUUGUUCUGUGUUUUAACUUAUUGAGAUUUUUAGUUAUGCUCUCUUCCCACAUCCUUGCAUUCUAAUCACUUGUAAUGCUUGAAGAGUUAUUCUUUGUAGUUACAAUUCUCAGAGUUUCUUUAGAACAUUUCUGCAAGAAACAAAGGAGCGAUCCUGCAUUUCUUUCAGGGUUAGAAUCAUAUUGGAUAGAAAAAUGUAUUAUUUAAAAUUAUACCAGUAACCUUGUUGAUAUAUUCUGUUAUAUCAUUAUAUCCAUUUGGAACGGGCUAAUAAGAAAAGAAUAUAAUAGGGUGUGAUGUCCUGAAGAAGGCAAAAUGUCCAUCUAUUAUUAUCAAAAAUUUAGUUAUCCAAAAAUUGCCAAAUUUUUUCAUCUAGAGGAUACUGGGCCUUGAGUCGGUCCAUCUAUAAAGAUGACCACGAAAUAUAAGAUUAAUCGAAUACUCUAUGACCAUCUGUGAGCAACCAGUUUUUCAAUGAGAACAAAAUUGCAUGUCUGCCAGGAAUACACGAGUCUUUACAACAUCAAUGAAUUUUCAAGUGCAGAAAUUUAAAUUAAAACGGGAUCGUGUACUAGACGAUGUCCAGAAAGUGCAAGGAUCCUCACUGUACAAGAAACCGGAAAGAUAACAAGAGAGGAAGUUAUGUGAGUGAGAACAGGAAGAAACCAUCAAGGAAAAAAAUUCGUACUGUGAAUAAUUCCCAUAAUCCUUCAAGACACAGAAAAAUGAGAGAAAAUUAUAAUAAAGAAUUUAAUUGCGGACCUGUUAAUGAAGGUUUUUCACCUUGUCCAUUUGUAUCUACUUCUCCACAGAAUUACAAAAAGGGACCUUCCACUGGAACACAUAGAGUGCGAUGCUCCAAAAAGUCAGGAAACCAUAGCCCACAAAAGAGAGAAAGAGAGAAAGACUCAAGGAUCUGGAAAACAAAAAAUAAAAAUAUUUGCUGUUCCUGUGUCGAUAGAUUGAAAAUGGAAAAGAAAUGUAUCUGUGGAUUAAUGGCAAAGGAAUUUAAAAACACGUUGCCUUGCAAAUGUGGAAAAACUAUUAAGAAAUCAAAGGAGAAUUAUGUUCUCUGUCCUUCCUUCUCAUUUCAUGCUCAUUGUCAGUGCCACAGUCACUGUGAUAAGUAUAGUGAUAAAGUCAGAAAGGAUCACUCAUGCGAGUCUAACAAAUCCACAACCUCUACCUUUCAUAAACUGUGCUCUUGCUUUAGAAGGAAAUCAAACUCCACGCUAUCUCAGUUAUCAUCCACACAAUGUCUCUGUAGGGAUUGUACAGUAGGGUCAUCUGAGUUCUAUAAAUCUUCUGAAUUUCAUAAUACUCAAAACCCUCAUGAAACUAACAAGAAAAAUGUAUUAUAUCCGCUUGAAAAUAUUCACAAAAUUGAAUGCUGUAAAUGCUUACAAGAGAAACAGGAUAUGCCAAACCAGUACAAAGAAUCCUGUUGUAAAUGUAUUAGGAAGAAAACAAAAAUCUGCACAAAACCAUCUUCAGAAAGUACCAAAAUAACAAAGUGUAAGAAAACAAAAAGAAGUAAGAGAAGUCGUUAUUCUUCUUCAGAGUGUAAACGUAGAUCAAUUCGUGAGAAAGGUGGCGGUUCAAAAAGCUUUACACCCGCUGCUAGCUUUGCCUGUGUCCUAAAGGAACGUGAAGAAAUUAGUCCAUUACAGAGUUCACAAUCUAAUAAUACGAAUAAGGGUAGCAGUUCACUGACCCUGGAAGACAAUCAAGCAUCUUGCUUUGAGUGUCAACAGAGAAUUCAUAGGCCUGAAAAGUUAAGUAGUCAGAUAAUAGUGUCUACUGAGGAAACAGUAAGAAGAGAUGAGAAGAAGAAGAAGAGGAAGAAUAAAGGAAGUAAAGUACAAGGGAGUAGAAGUACCCUGAUGGGAGUAAUAUUUGACAUCAUUUUUUGGCCAUAUGCAUUUUGGCCUGGUCGAAGAACUCGUGGUCAAUUUUACAGGACAGCAAGCAAGUAAUCUGAACAGAUUUUGAAUCCAGCAUGAGAAGCGAAUCUUGCAAAAUGACAAUAUGGCGAUCUAAAACAUAUGUAAAGCUUAUGAGUAAGAGCAAUAGGAAGUUGAAAGGCGCAAGUUUUGGGCCAGGGCCAAUCGCGAAGU
Messenger RNA from Cephus cinctus (wheat stem sawfly), 2412 nucleotides. RefSeq lists its product as uncharacterized. The coding region runs from base 874 to 2271 and encodes 465 amino acids. The record is from RefSeq and is a predicted model, not a curated record. Lineage: Eukaryota; Metazoa; Arthropoda; Insecta; Hymenoptera; Cephidae. The transcript has 7 exons.